Messenger RNA from Coffea eugenioides, 1442 nucleotides. RefSeq names its product alpha N-terminal protein methyltransferase 1-like. Gene Ontology annotation, molecular function: methyltransferase activity. The record is from RefSeq and is a predicted model, not a curated record. The coding region runs from base 114 to 947 and encodes 277 amino acids. Gene Ontology annotation, cellular component: cytoplasm. The transcript is spliced from 8 exons. Gene Ontology annotation, biological process: N-terminal protein amino acid methylation. Lineage: Eukaryota; Viridiplantae; Streptophyta; Magnoliopsida; Gentianales; Rubiaceae.
ACCCAUUUCGACAAUUACCAAGCCGUCCUCUAAACCUCCAAACACCCCACUCCAAGUUUUCCUACUACUACGGCUCCUGCCGGAAUUUAGUGGGCCCCAGACGCCUGAGUAAGAUGAAUGCUGGUGGGUUAGCCUCCAACGGCCGUCAAUUCAAGAACCCAGAUGAGAUGUGGAGAGAAGAGGUUGGUGAUCAAUCCAAGAAGUCUGAGUGGUACAAUAAAGGUGUUAGCUAUUGGCAAGGUGUAGAGGCAACAGUGGAUGGUGUGCUGGGCGGAUAUGGGCAUGUGAAUGAUGCAGAUAUAAAGGCAAGCGAGGCAUUUCUGAAUACCCUUUUGGCUGAGAGGUUCACUGAUGCUGGCAGAGGCCACCAUCUUGUUGCUCUCGAUUGUGGGUCUGGCAUUGGGAGGGUUACCAAGAAUCUUCUUAUAAGAUACUUUAAUGAGGUUGACCUUCUUGAACCAGUGUCGCAUUUUCUGGAGGCUGCUCGAGGAAAUUUAGCCCCAGAGAAUUUACUGGUCUCAGACUCGUACAAGGCUGCCAAUUUCUAUUGCCUUCCACUUCAGGACUUCACUCCUGAUGCACAAAGAUAUGAUUGCAUAUGGAUUCAGUGGUGUAUUGGGCAUCUUGCAGAUGAUGACUUUGUAUCAUUCUUUAAGCGGGCAAAGGGGGGCCUCAAACCUGGUGGUUUCUUUGUUUUGAAGGAGAAUAUCGCUAGAGCUGGAUUUGUGCUGGAUGAAGAAGAUAAGAGUGUUACACGAUCUGAUUCAUACUUCAAGGAGCUGUUCAAUCAAUGUGGAUUGCAUAUUUGGAAAAUGAAGGAUCAGAAAGGAUUUCCUGAUGAAUUAUUUGCUGUGAAGAUGUAUGCGUUAACAACUGAAAUACCAAAGAUAGUUAAUCCAUCCAAAACGAGGAGGCAGUCAAAAAACAGGCCUGGCGUGAUCAAAUGAGGAGCAUCAUGGACCAUGGGUUGCAUUUUAGUCUUUUGAGUUCUCAAGUUAGUUUCUCCAAUGUAUUUUAGAAAUCAUUUUUCCUUCCUCCCACACCUUCCCAACUGAAAUUGUUAGGCUUAAGAUUAGAACCUUGGACCUAACAGUGGGGAGCUAUGUUACCCAGGAUCAGCUAUGGGAGACACGGCUACUCUAGUACAAAAUGAAAAGUCAGACACAGGUACAGCAGGACAAAAUGAAGAGUUUGGUUAACAUUGCUGGAGAGGGUCUUAAGAGUCCUCUCCUCUCUCGGCGACUAUGACGAACUCUAGUUGUUGUUUCUUAGAAUUUUUGACGACUUUUUAUUUUUUCCCCAUUACAUUCAUGCAACUCUUUUUCCUUUUUCGUUGUCCUGUGCUUAGUAUAAAUCAGAGAACAUUUUUUGUAGCUUUUGAGUGCUUGGUUUACAAAAUUCUGAUUACUAUCUGUGCUAUUCACGUGUAUAUCUUCCAUUUU